This is a messenger RNA of Hypanus sabinus (Atlantic stingray), 1668 nucleotides long. It is a transcript of the gene cdcp2, whose product is annotated as CUB domain containing protein 2. The coding region runs from base 49 to 1668 and encodes 539 amino acids. The record is from RefSeq and is a predicted model, not a curated record. The transcript has 6 exons. Lineage: Eukaryota; Metazoa; Chordata; Chondrichthyes; Myliobatiformes; Dasyatidae.
AAUUUUGCCUUCUUGUCUGUUUUUUUUUAGUUUUCUUGAGCACUCAGCAUGCAAAAUAUUGUAGGGCAGGCUGCUGUAGGAGUGCUGUUUCUGUGGACAACCUGCAGAGUCACAGCCAGACCAGGAGUUAAAUGUGGUGGGAUCCUAUCUGCAACAAAUGGGAAUUUCUCCAGCCCUAAUUUCCCAGGAUAUUAUCCAUAUGAGACCGAAUGUACUUGGCUGAUUGUUGUUACAGAGGGCUCCUCCAUUCUGCUCACAUUCCAGCAUUUUGACCUUGAAUUUCACACUCACUGUGAAUAUGAUUACCUCAAAAUCUAUAAUGGAGUAUCUGGGGACGAGGGAAAUCUCCUGGGCAAAUUCUGUGGAAAAGCUUCUCCUCCUCAUUUCUCCUCAUCCUGGCAUGUGAUGUCGAUCAUUUUCCGCUCAGAUAGGCAUGUGGCCAGCCACGGAUUCGCUGCUUCAUACAGCAAAGAUGUAUGCGGAGGAGUGUUAACGGGUCUGUCUGGAGUGCUGUCUAGCCCGGAGUACCCAGAUAAUUACCCUAAUAAUGCAGAGUGCCGCUGGGUUAUUCGCGUCUCUAAUCAAUCAGUGAUCAAUCUGAUCUUCUACGAUUUUCAUCUGGAGAGUAAUGAGGAUUGUAGCUUUGACUAUGUGGCCAUGUUCGAUGGAUCCAGCAUGAAUACCAGACACUGGGGUCAUUAUUGUGGUGGGACAAAACCUCCAGCUAUCAUUUCCAGUGCCCAUGAACUACUUGUUGUUUUUAAAUCAGACUUCAACAUUGGUGCAAAGGGCUUCAAAGCAUUUUAUUUUUCAGGUGAGUGUCAACAGGUCUUCACAGCCAUUAAAGGGAAUUUCUCCAGCCCUCGCUACCCAAACAUUUAUCCUAAUAAUAUCAAUUGUCACUGGACAGUCCAACAGCCUCUAAGUUACAGGAUCAAGGUUAACUUAAUUGAUUUUGAGCUGGAGGACAGGGAUAGCCUGAGUGAUGCCUGCGAUUAUGACUUUCUGGCAAUCUUUGAUGGAGACAGUGAGACUGACACACUGCUGGGAAAAUGGUGUGGUCAUAACUCACCUCCUUCUCUGUUGUCCAAUGGGAACAGACUUUUGUUUGUGUUGUCGGCUGACAGGAACACAGCUUCUCGUGGCUUCCAUGUAUCCUACAGUGGUGUCGUUCCCAUGAAUGUCAGCUGCUCUAGAACAGAUUUCCAGAUUCUGAUAGCUGUGCAGGCUCUUCCUUCACUCAAUCGUAAUAGCAUUUAUCUUGGAAGGCCCGGUUGCAUGGCACAGGUAAUCGGCUCAACAUUCAAGAUAAUUUCACGGUUUGAUGCCUGCAGAACAAAGACACAGAAAAUUAAGAAUGCCACCAUUUUUGUGAACAUUUUGUAUAUACGUUUUCCUGAUGGAACACAUGGUGACACCCAGGAAUAUAAGAUGCAGUGUAAUGUCAAAACCAAAGCAGCUUCGUACAACAUCAUCACAGACACCGAACUGUAUCAACUCCAGCAGAUGGCCGUGAAUUUGGAGGAUUCAAAUUCUGAAGAAUCAAAGGUGGUAGAUGGACCUGAUGUUUCAAGGAUGCAAGAUACCAGUGACAUUGUCUUCAUUGGUAUUUGUGUUUUGGCAGGACUUCUGAUGUUGAUUGCUGUCAUAGGACUGGUUCUGCUGUAG